Messenger RNA from Penicillium mononematosum, 408 nucleotides. RefSeq names its product putative glyoxalase family protein. The transcript is spliced from 3 exons. Bases 1 to 408 code for a protein of 135 amino acids. Lineage: Eukaryota; Fungi; Ascomycota; Eurotiomycetes; Eurotiales; Aspergillaceae. The record is from RefSeq and is a predicted model, not a curated record.
AUGAUCUCCGGAAUCGCCCAUAUCAACCUCACCAUCCCGCAAGAUACAUUAGAACAAGCCGAGGAGUUCUACGGGACCACCCUCGGCCUCACCUCAGCACCGGUACCGGAACUCCAGAAGGGGACGAUCUUAUGGUUCGACAUUGGUUCUAGUGGACAGCAAGUGCAUAUUACUUUCGGCGCAACGGAUCCCCAAUCUAGCCGACACCCAUGCUUCAAGCUGUCUUCCCGUGAGGAACUAGAGGAGAUUAAAGCAAGUAUCUAUAACCAUCAUCUAAGGGGUGGUCCUGCGGCUCCAAUGGCUGCUGAUAAGCCUGGCGAGACUAACUCUGGGACUCAAGGGAAAGAGUAUCCCACUCGGUUCUUCGCUCGGGAUUAUGGUGGGAACUUGCUUGAGUUUACUAUGUAA